CCGCCGCCGUCCCGCCGCCGUCCCCGCCGGUUCUCCCGCCGGUUCUCCCGCGCCUCGGCCCGCCUCCCAUGGCCUGUCGGCGGCCCGCGUCCCGGCCCGCGGCUCAGUAGUUGCGCUCCGGAUGCGCGCUCUCUCCGGCGGACCGCUACAGCACGAAGAUGGCGUCGGAGGGAGCCAGCGGAGAGCAGCCUCCCCCGGUACAGACCCUGGCCACCGCCGUGCUGGGCAGCCUGGACACGAAAUGUGAGUUCAACAUGGAUAAUCUGAGCAAGCCGGAGCUGCUCACCCUGCUGAGUAUCAUGGAAGGAGAGCUGGAGGCCCGAGACCUGGUUAUCGAGGCACUGAGGGCCCAGAGGAAGGAGGUGUUCCUCCAGGAGCGAUACGGACACUACAGCCUGACCGACCCCUUCCUGGCGCUGCAGAGGGACUUCGAGUGCGGCGUCCCCGGCGGGGACAAGGAGCGGCGGCCGCUGGGGUCCAGCCCCAUCUCCGUCCUGGAGGCUGUCAUGGCGCACUGCAGGAAGAUGCAGGAGCGCAUGUCGGCUCAGCUGGCUGCCGCCGAGAGCCGCCAGAAGAGGCUGGAGAUGGAGAAGCUGCAGCUGCAGAGUCUGGAGCAGGAGCACCGCAAGCUGACGGCGCAGCUGAAGGACGAGCGCGAGAAGAACAAGCACAUCGUGAUGAUGCUGGUGCGCGAGUGCAAGCAGCUGGCCACGCGCCUGGUGGAGGAGUCGCAGCGCUUCGACGAGCUGCAGGCGCGGCUGGACGAGGAGGCGCGCGGCGCCGGCCGGCUGCAGGAGGAGCUGGACGGCGAGCGGCGGCGCGGCCAGCAGAUGGAGGCCACCAUGGAGAAGCAGCUGUCGGAGUUCGACACGGAGCGCGAGCAGCUCCGCGCCCGGCUGGGCCGCGAGGAGGCGGAGGGCCUGGCCCUGCGGCAGCAGGUGGAGCAGCUCCGGACUGAACGGGGCGGCGGGAAGGACGGCGCCGCCGGAGGCGAGCCCGCCGCCGUCACGCCGGCCAAACCCAAAGCCGUGACGUCGGUCUCCGUGGCCACGGAGCCCGUCGGCUCCCGGACCGCGUCCUGCCAAACGGACCUUCCCCCGCAGAGCCGGACGGCCCCAGAAGACCCCCUCAGCAUCCCCGUCAAACCCGCCCCCGCCAACUACGUGGGCCUCAGCCUGCCCAAGACGUCUGGCCGGGGGGCCGUCCAAGGACUGACGCAGACGGAGAACGGCUCGGAGGGCCAGGCCCCCCACGGCCUGCCCAGCGGCGUCAGCCCCCGGGUCCAGGCCGCCCGCUACAAGUUCCAGGAACAGGACCAAAAACGGCACGGCUCCCAGAGUCCCCCCGCCCGCGACCUCUCCCCCACCAACCGGGACAACUUCGCCGCCAAGCAGCAGGCGCGCCACACCGUGACGCAGGUCCUGUCGCGCUUCACCAGCCCCCCAGCGGGGGGCGCCGGGCCCCUCCGGCCCAGCCUGCCGCACUCCGCCUCGGAGGGCGGGCCGUUCCCCGGCCGCCUCGGCCACCCCAUCGGCCUCAAGUCCCCCACGGUGGCCCGCAUCGACCGGGGGAACCCGCCCCCCAUCCCGCCCAAAAAGCCCGGGCUCUCCCAGACCCCCUCGCCCCCCCACCCCAUCAAGGCGGUGGGGGACAGCAGCCGCUCCCCCGGGGCGGGGCUGAAACCCACCACGCCCCAACUGCCACCCAAACCCGCCCUGGACCUGGUCCCGGCCCUGACGGCCUCUCAGGUGGGUGCCCGCCCCCUCCCCCGGGGUCCCGGGCGGCAGCCGGCAGCAGCAUGUGCAGAGUGCCCCCCCGUCAUCAGCGCCCCCUCCAUGAACCCCCCUCCACCCUCCCCCCCCUCCCCCCCCUCCGUUAGUGCUCCGUGCUCCGGUAGCCCCCCCGCCUCGCCCGGCAGCCCCCUGGCAGCAGCAUCAGGCUGGUGUCCCUCCGUAGUGUCCUCUCCCAGUGGUGGUGGGCCUGCUGCCCUGGACGGCGGGCGCCCCCUGCUCUUCCAAGCUGCUUCCCAGGGAAAUGUCACUUUAUUGUCAAUGCUGCUUAACCAACCAGACUCCACCGCCUCCACCUCCUCCACCUCCUCUCCCACCGCCGUGGAGGACAAGCCCAAUCAUCUCCACCAGGACCACCACCUCAACCACACCCAAACCUCCGCCUUGUUUGCUGCUGCUCAAAACGGACACACCGAGUGUGUGAAGCUGCUGCUGUCUUCAGGAACACCUGCCGACGUCUCCGAUGAGAACGGAUUCACACCUUUACAUGUUGCUGCUGCUCAGGGCCACAGCAGCUGCGUGGGGGCGCUGCUGUCUGCGGGGGCCGCCGUGGACUCGGUGGCAGUGGGGGGGCGGAGCGCCCUCUUCCUGGCCUGUGAGGCCGGAGGACUGGACUGCGUCCGGGUCCUGAUCGGAGCCGGAGCCGACCGCUCCAUCGCCACCGAGGACGGCUGCACCGCUCUGCACGCCGCCGUGCGCUCCGGACACGUGGACACGCUGCGCCUCCUGCUCGGCGACCCCGCCGCGACCCCCGACCCCCCCGCGGCCCUGCUGAACCGGGCCAACGCCGAUGGCUGGACCGCCGCUCACACGGCCGCCGCCCUCGGCUUCAUGGACUGCCUGGAGGUGCUGUGCAGCUACAGCCAGCAGGACGUGGACCGGCGGGACCGGUGUGACCGGACCAUCCACGACGUGGCGACCGACGACUGCAAAGACCUGCUGGAGAACCUGGACUCGUACCGGGUGCUGCUUCGGCUCCAGUGCUCCGGGUCCGGGUCCCUGGAGGAGGACGGGGGCCCCGACGGCCCCCUGCUGCUGGGCCGGGUGUCGGUGGACCGGGCCACGCGGUGGGCUGAGCUCGGCGCCGCCGUGGGACACGCCUUCACCUCCUACCUGCAGACCCUGUGUGGGGAGGGGCCGUCGGAGGGGGAGGAGGCCCCGCAGCGCCCCCUGCUGGGCCUCAGCGCCUCCAGCGUCUCCUCCGUCCUCAUCGGAGACACCCAGUGGUCCCCGGGUCAGGACCUGGCCCCGCCCCCCUGGGACCUGGUCCGGAAGCCCCUCAGCCAGACCGUCACCGUCCGCCUCAAAGGUCUGUCUGAGUCGUGUCUGGAUGAGCUGGCUCUAGAAUCCCUCCUCCCCCUGUCGCUGCUGCACAACUGCGUCCGCCUGGUGGAGCAGUAUGGAAACCUGGUCUUCCAGGGUCCGGAGGGGAGCUGUCUGGAGCGGCUGGCCGGCCUGGUGGCUCGCUGCAUCAAGUCCAGGCAGGAGUCGGGGGGGCUCAGCUGUGACGUGGUGAGGGUGGAGGUGGAUGAGAGUCUGACCAAGGAGCAGCUGUUGGAGACCUUUAUCAACUGUGGUUUCCUGGUCCCCGGGUCCGGUUCUGAGCGCGGGGGUCCAGGCCGUGGGGGGUUCUGCGUGGUGGUCCUGCUGGAGGGUCUGGAGAAGGCCUCGUCUCUGAGCGGCCUGCUGGGGGACCUGUGCCACAGUUUGGACAACCGGAGCUCUGCGUGUCCUCUGCUGCUGACCUCUGGUCCUCACCACUUCUCUGAGGGGAACUUCCUGAUUGGCACCUUGUCCAAGCCCCGCCUCCAGGGAGCGGAGCUCCGCCUCCAGCAGCAUUUCCGCUGGGUGACCCUUCGCUGGGACCAGGAACCGCUGCACGGCCUCCUGGGAAGGCACCUCCGCCGAAAGCUGCUGCAGAAGAUGGGAACAGGACCGUGGUCCCCGGACGGCCUCCUGGAGCGGCUGGUGGUCUGGGUGGACCAGGUCUGGCGCCAGCUCAACGCCUGUCUGUCCCGCCUGGGGACCCACGAGGCCCUGCUGGGUCCACAGCUCUUCCUGUCCUGUCCCCUGGUCCCCGGCAACACACACGCCGCUGUCAGGUGGCUCGCCCGGCUCUGGAGUGCAGUGGUGGUCCCCCGUGUGGAGGAGGCCAUCAUCUCCCGGGUAACGGCCCGCCGCUGCUCCUCCUCCUCCUCCUCCUCCUCCUCCUCGCAGAGGCCGUCUCCUAGCAACAGCGGUCUGAGCGCCGGGCAGCAGGCGGUGGUGAAGGCGGCGCUCAGCAUCCUGGUGAACAAAGCGGUGGUGGUGGGCUGCCCGCUGCCUCGGCACGAGAUGGAGCGCUACCUGCUGGAGCUCGGCGGCGGCGCCUUCCCCCUGUCGGCCGUCGGCUCCUACCGAGGGGCCCGGAGGGGGCGGGACGGCGGACGCCUCAGACGCUCCAACACCAGCCCCCGGAAGAAAGGAGGCCCCGCCCUCAGCCGGAGCGGCGGAGGCUCCUUCAGAGAGGCUCCACUGUCCGGCUCUGACGGCUGCUUCGUCUCCAACGGCAACAGCCACAGGGAGUCUGCGGCUCUCAGCGUUUUCUCUGACGAUGACUGUGAUCUGAUCGGAGAGCUGCAGACCAUCUACUCCAGCAGGUCCGAGCCCGACAUCAGCAAGAUCUCUGGAAACAGAGAGGAUCUGGUGCAGUUCUCCAGCUCUCCCAGCGAGGCGCCGCCGCUUCAGGAGGAGAGCGCCGUGCAGCCGCCGCCGCCAGCGACCCCCGUCAGCCCGUCAGGUCUCAGCUCCCAGCGGACGUCGGUGCAGAGCGGCGAUCGGCGUUCAGGCCCUCGAGCCAAAUCGCAGCUCCCCAUCCCCAGCAGCAGCAGCAGGGGGCAGCAGACACGAGCCCCGCCCUCCUCCUCCUCCUCCUCCUCCUCCUCCUCCUCCUCCUCCUCCUCCUCCUCCUCCAGCAGCAGCAGCAGUCCCAGCCGAAUCCAGACGCCCUCCAACCGCAGCAGAAGCAACAACAACUACCGCAACAACGUCAACCACAACAAGCAGACACAGCAGGAGGUCUGGAUCCUCCACAGAGACCUGCACGAACACAACAACAACAAAUAAUCCCCCCCCCCCCCCCCCCAUGUAAAGACUGACCACCUCGGACUCAGUAUUUGUACUUGUUAUGCGUACUUGUUACCACAGCUGUGUACUUGGGGACCAUAGUUUAAUCUAAUACAGUAUUUGAAUUAUGUAUCGCUCGAGGGACUUGAAGAAGAAGGUUCUUGUGGAAAAGGAAGAGAGGCGGCGCAGCAGAGCCGAAGGUGCCUGGCAGGUGGAGAACAGUCCUGAAGGUUCCACGCCGCCUUACCACUUCGUGCCACAGGGGGCGGCAGUGAGUCUUCGGCACUUCACAGCGGGACAGAAGAAGAAGCUGCAGCGCUUCUCCACCUCCUAAAGCAGUUCAGACUACAGAGGCUCAGUGCUGCCACCCGGUGUCCACGGCUGGUACUACAGCGCUGUCCUCCUGCGGCGAAGAACCUGAAGCGUCUUUCAAAGAGAGAAACGAGCAGGUUUUUAUUUUUCUCCUUCUUGCUUUUGUUGUUUUUGUUUUAUUUCUCGUUUGUUUUUGCUAUUUUACUAUUAAGUAUUUUGAAAUAUUCAAGUGUUUUAUCUUUGCAAGGUUGGUUCAAAUACUGUUGAAAUAAUCAGGGUUUUACCAAAUCUACUUGUAAAUAAGAAUCGGUAGGUUGAGAUGCUCUAUAGAUUGGUGUACGUGGUAUGACGCUUGUACAGUGAUCGACUCCUUAAAGCAAAACUGCUGAAUUUAAAAAACAAAAAAAGACUGGUGUACAUAGUGUUUGUAAGUUUGGUUCUGAGCCCCGGCUUGUGUGGAAGUGGACGGGAUGUGGCAAUAAGUACUGGAGUGUGUGAACACAGGAUGUCCUCUGUCAGCUGUAAGCCAUAAUAAAUAUGUGAAGUCCCAUCCUUCCCUCCCCGACUCAGCUUCUGUUGAACUCCGGCUUCCCGUGACGACUGUGGAGCUCCUCUGUUCAAGGACACGUUGUUUAUAUAUAUAUAAUAUAUAUAUACAUAUAUAUUUAUACCUAUGAAUAUAUAUCUAUACAUAUGUACAGGAGAGAUUUUAGUCCGUCUAUGAUUUUGAUGUGUAAGAUAGCUGUUUGAGGUUUUUGUCUUUCAAGCACAAACAUUAAAAAUGACACUGUUAAAAACCC
Molecule: messenger RNA, 6007 nt
Organism: Salarias fasciatus (jewelled blenny)
Lineage: Eukaryota; Metazoa; Chordata; Actinopteri; Blenniiformes; Blenniidae
Product: cortactin-binding protein 2
Biological process (GO): protein dephosphorylation
Cellular component (GO): actin cytoskeleton
Molecular function (GO): protein phosphatase 2A binding
Source: RefSeq, a predicted model, not a curated record